AUGACAAUCACACCAGAUCCCAAAGUUGAAAAUGGGGCAACUUUUGACAUACUCCGAGAAGAUCAUACAAUGGGUAAUUUGAUUCGAAGUAAACUUUUGGAAGAAUCUCAAGUUACUUUUGCUGGUUAUAAAGUUCCCCAUCCUUUAGAACAUAAUGUUGUAUUAAAAGUUCAAACAACACUUGAUACCAAACCUGAAAUGAUGGUGGCAAAAGCAUUAAAUGACUUAAUUACUGAAGUUAGUUAUCUUAAACAAAAAUUCGUGGUACAACUUGGACGAGCGAGAGCAUUGGUUAUACCAAGAGAACAAAAACCAAUGGAAGAACAAAGUCAAAUCGGUAUUCAACCUACUACCACCACUUCAAUUGCUACUACCAGAGAGAAUAAUACCCACACAAAUCCUCCUCCUGCUGGUAGUAAUACAGGUGGAGUUGCCGUGGAUAUGGAUUUCUAA
This is a messenger RNA of Diversispora eburnea, 453 nucleotides long. The record is from the annotation of a GenBank genome assembly. NCBI's taxonomy places the organism in Eukaryota, Fungi, Glomeromycota, Glomeromycetes, Diversisporales, Diversisporaceae.